AUGCCUAAUAUUCAAUACGUACAGUCAACCGAUCUGGAACGAACUGUUCCAUCUUUAUCAAAUGUUUUCCAAGAUGAAGACACUGUGGCAUCUGAAACAAAACAAGCCGCUUCAAGUGUAGAAGUUAGUUCUCCGGUAAUUAAACAUAUUUUAGAUUCUAAGUUUGAUAUAGGAGCUUAUGUUGAGUUGAAACAAAAUUUAAGUGACGAAGAAAAGGUUUCUAUUUUACAAAACGUAUGGACCCCUGAUUACGCUCAAGGUAUUGCUAUAAAGUUAAAUGUUGAACCAAAAAUACCUCGAACAUGCAGCAAUCAAAAAAAUAGAAGCAAUGUCCCGUUUAAUAAUAUUGAAGAUUUUUACAAAAAAACUAUUUUUAUACCGUAUUUGGACGAUAUAAUAAUGGCAUUAAAUGAAAGAUUUUUACCUCAUAAUGAAACUAUAAUUUCAUUACAAUUUGUCUUACCUCGUAUCAUAGUUGAAAAACCAUUUUUUAAUUUAAAAAAAGCUGUCGAAUUUUAUAAAAGUGAUUUACCUGGGCUAAACGACAUUAUAGAAGCAGAGUAUGAAAUUUGGCAGGCUAAAUGGAAAAAUAUUGAAGAAAACUUAAGACCUGCAACUGCUAUAGAAGCUCUAAGAGCCUGUGAUCGUUUAAUGUACCCUAACAUAUUUGAAUUACUAAAAAUACUAGCUAUAAUUCCAGUAUCCACCGCUACGGCUGAACGCAGCUUUUCUACUCUUAGAAGACUUAAAACAUAUUUAAGAAAUACAACUUCUGAGUCCAGGCUAGUAGGACUAGCACUUUUAUCCAUUCACCGAGACAUUGAUGUAAAUGAUGAUAUGGUAUUAGACAAAUUUGCCAACAGUGGUAAAGCGAGAAAUUUGAAUUUAAUAUAA
Adelges cooleyi (spruce gall adelgid) is the source of this 894-nucleotide messenger RNA. Its product is annotated as 52 kDa repressor of the inhibitor of the protein kinase-like. The record is from RefSeq and is a predicted model, not a curated record. NCBI's taxonomy places the organism in Eukaryota, Metazoa, Arthropoda, Insecta, Hemiptera, Adelgidae. Gene Ontology annotation, molecular function: protein dimerization activity. The transcript is spliced from 3 exons. The coding region runs from base 1 to 894 and encodes 297 amino acids.